Messenger RNA from Panthera uncia (snow leopard), 5488 nucleotides. RefSeq names its product ADAM metallopeptidase with thrombospondin type 1 motif 13 (gene ADAMTS13). The record is from RefSeq and is a predicted model, not a curated record. The transcript is spliced from 33 exons. Gene Ontology annotation, cellular component: extracellular matrix. Bases 457 to 5190 code for a protein of 1577 amino acids. Gene Ontology annotation, biological process: proteolysis; extracellular matrix organization. Gene Ontology annotation, molecular function: metalloendopeptidase activity. NCBI's taxonomy places the organism in Eukaryota, Metazoa, Chordata, Mammalia, Carnivora, Felidae.
GCUGGGCCGGCCGAGCGCGGGGGCGCAGGCGACCGCGAGGGGGCGCUGGGCGGACGGGCCCCGGUUGGGGAGCCGCCGGAGGAGGGGGGGGGGCGGGUAGCGGAGCGAAAGGCGCGCGGGCCCCGCCCCUCCCUCCCCGAGUGGGGAAACUGAGGCCGCGAGACGGAAAGAGGGCCCCAGAGCACUGGUAGAGCGGCACGUGCGCCCUGGGGCUGCAGAAGCACUUGAGCCACGUCCAGCAGCAGUGAGAAAGCGUGAUGACAACGCGCGUAUUAGUUUGCGCGACAGCGGUGGUAAUAAAUCACUAGCACGCCUUGCGUGGCCCCUCGGUACCUUGAUGAGCCCAUGACGCCUUCGCUUCCCUAAAGCUUCGCCGUUGACAAGGGGAAUUGAGGACAGGAGAGCGGGGCAGAUCAUGGGCUGUCCGUGGACGUGAGCGGGUUGUUGGAGGCUGGAAUGCUGCUGUGUCCGGUGCAGCCUGUCACCAGCCAAGGGGUCUGCCACAUUCCACACCGGCCAGAUUUCCAGUCACAAGGCUCUCUCCCUCUGAGCAGGCUGGUUUUCCUGAGGAUGAGGGAGCCUCGCCCCUGGGGGAGAUGCGUGGGGGCAACGCUCACUUCUGCCUUCUUUCUCCUGGGCUGCUGGGGACGCUCCGAUUUCCAGCAGCAAUUUCUCCAAGCUUUGGAGCCAGAGGAAGUGACUUCUUAUUUUGGCCCCGAUGCUACCUUAGAAGUGCUGCAAUUCGACGUGGCCCCGCUCACCUGCAUCUGUGAGGAUGGGCCCGGGGGGCCUCCCUGCAGGGCCCCGAGCUGCUCCCUGCUCGCCCUGGGACAGCUCUUUGCCUUCUCCUUCCUGCCGGAGCGGAGCCUCCUCACCGCCUCCUUCACCAGCGAGCACGUGCUGAACGCCUCCCUCCGGCUUGAGAGGCGGCCUCCCCAUCCCUGCUUCGCGGGAGGCCGCCCCCUGCUGCCCCUGGGCGCGGUGGCCAAGGUCACCUACUGCUCAGGCCACUUGGAGGGCGACAUCCUGGUGGGCGCAGACAGGUUCCGCGUCCAGCCGGUGAGGAGGCGGCAUUGGGAGCUGCUGCCUCCCCGGGUUCGUGCGCAGCCCCACCUGGUCCACAGGCCCGGCCCCGAGGCCCCCCAAGUCAUCCGAGGCCGUCCUCCUUCCCCUCGCCUUCGCCUCCGGAGAUGGGCUGCCGGCAGGGUCCUGCACCUGGAGCUGCUGGUGGCCGUGGGCCCCGACGUCUACCAGGCUCACCAGGAGGACACUGAGCGCUACGUGCUCACCAACCUCAACAUGGGGUCAGAGCUGCUGAGGGACCCUUCCCUGGGGACUGAGUUCCGAGUGCACGUGGUGAAGAUGCUCACCCUGACCCAGCCUCAGGACGCUCCGAAUAUCACAGCCAACAUCACGGCCUCACUGCUGAGCGUCUGUGAGUGGAGCAGGACGGUCAACCCCGAGGACGACACAGAUCCCGGGCACGCCGACCUGGUCCUCUACAUCACCAGGUUUGACCUGGAGUUGCCUGACGGUAACCGGCAGGUUCGGGGGGUCACCCAGCUGGGGGGUGUCUGCUCGUCCUCCUGGAGCUGCCUCAUCACUGAGGAUACCGGCUUUGACCUGGGGGUCACCAUCGCCCACGAGAUUGGGCACAGCUUGGGCUUGGAACACGACGGCGCGCCCGGGAGCGGCUGUGGGCCCAGCGGCCACGUGAUGGCGUCCCAGGACGCGGUGACCGCCAGGGGUGACCUCUCGUGGUCCGCCUGCAGCCGCCAGCAACUGCUGCACCUGCUCAGCGCAGGACGGGCGCGCUGCCUGUGGGACCCGCCGGGGCCGCAGGCCGGGGCCGCGGGGAGCCCUCCCCGGGCGCAGCCCGGCCUCCACUACGGCGCGGACGAGCAGUGCCGCGUCGCCUUCGGCCCUGCAGCGGUGGCCUGCACCUUCACCAGGGGGCACCUGGACGUGUGCCAGGCUCUCUCCUGCCACAAGGACCCCCUGGACCAAAGCGUCUGUAGCCGCCUCUUGACUCCCCUCCUGGAUGGGACAGAGUGUGGCGAGCAGAAGUGGUGCUCCAAAGGUCACUGCCGCUCCCUGGCGGAGCUGACCCCCGUGGGAGUGGUGCACGGGCACUGGUCUAGCUGGGGUCCCCCCAGUCCCUGCUCCCGCUCCUGCGGGGGAGGGGUGGUCACCAGGAGGCGACAGUGCAGCAACCCCAGGCCGGCCUUUGGAGGGCGUGCGUGUGUGGGCGAUGACCUCCAGGCGGAGAUGUGCAACACGCAGGCCUGUGAGAAGACCCAGCUGGACUUCAUGUCUGAGCAGUGCUCCCGGACGGACAGGAAACCGCUGCACCUGUCCCCAGGCCACGCCUCCUUCUACCGCUGGGGCUCCGCUGAGCAGUACAGUCAAGGGGACGCUCUGUGCAGACACAUGUGCCGAGCCGUCGGCGAGACCUUCAUUGUGAGGCGUGGGGACGGUUUCCUGGAUGGGACCCGGUGUGUGCCAAGUGGUCGGCGGGAGGACGGGACCCUGAGCCUGUGCGUGUCGGGCAGCUGCAGGACAUUCGGCUGUGACGGCAGGAUGGACUCCCAGCAGGUGCGAGACGCGUGCCAGGUGUGUGGAGGGGACAACAGCACGUGCAGCCCCCGCAACGGCUCUUUCACGGCCGGAAGGGCCAGAGAGUAUGUCACGUUCCUGACGGUUACCCGCAACCUGACCAGCAUAUACGUCGCCAACCGGAGACCUCUCUUCACACACUUGGCGGUGCGGAUCGGAGGGCGCUACGUCGUGGCCGGGAGCUCUAGCAUCUCUCCCAGCACCACCUACCCCUCCCUCCUGGAGGACAGCCGUGUCGAGUACAGAGUGACCCUCACCGAGGACCGGCUGCCUCACCUGGAGGAGAUCCGCAUCUGGGGACCCACUCGGGAAGACGUGGAGAUCCAGGUUUACAGGCGCUAUGGGGAGGAGUAUGGUGACCUUGCGCGCCCAGACAUCACCUUCACCUACUUCCAGCCGAAGCAGCCACAGGCCUGGGCGUGGGCCGCCGUGCGGGGGUCCUGCUCCGUGAGCUGUGGGGCAGGGCUGCGCUGGGUGACCUACAGCUGUCUGGACCGGGCCGGGAACGAGUGGGCGGAGGCUGCCCGGUGCGAAGGGAGCCAGCGGCCGGCAGCGUGGCCGGAGUCCUGCGCCCCCGGGCCCUGCCCCCCAGAGCGCCAGGAGUCGGACGCGUGCUCAUCAGCCUGUGAGGCCCACCUGGCUUCGCACAACGGGACGUGUGUGCACGGGGCAGGUGGCCCGGACGUGCUGGCCACAGCCGGGCCCUGCUCCACGGACGAGAAGCUGCCCGCCCUCGAGCCGUGUGUGGCCACGGCAUGUCCUCCGGCACAGGGCCACACAGACCCCCGGUCUCUAGAGGAGGAGGCCACAUCCCCACCGGGCCCUGCCAGGCCGGGGGCCCGUGCCGCACACGUGUGGACCCCCCUGGCGGGGCCGUGCUCUGUCUCCUGCAGUCGAGGCCUGAAGGAGCUGCAUUUCGUGUGCGUGGACUCUGUCCUGGGGACCCCUGUCCAGGAAGAGCUAUGUGACCUGGGAAGCAAGCCUGGGAGCCGGCGGGAGGUCUGCCAGGCUGCCCCGUGCCCGGUUUGGUGGGAGACCCGAGCCCUGGCGCCGUGCCCAGUGACCUGCGGAGGGGGGCAGGUGCCACUGGCUGUCCGCUGCGUGAGGCUGGACCGCGGCCGCCCCAUCCCCCUGCCUCACUCCAAGUGCUGGCCGCUGCCCAGGCCCCGCCCCAUCCGGGACUGCAGUCCGGAGCCCUGCCCUGCCAGGUGGCAGUACAAGCUGGCAGCCUGCAGCGUGAGCUGUGGAGGAGGGGUCGCACAGAGGAUCCUGUAUUGCGCACGGGCCCACGGGGGGCCCGAGGGCGAGGAGAUCCUGCCAGAUAGCCAGUGCCUGGGGCUGCCUCGCCCGGAGCAGCAGGAGCCGUGCGGCCCGGAGCCCUGCCCACCCAGGUGGAAAAUCGUGUCCCUUGGCCCAUGCUCAGCCAGCUGUGGCCUUGGCACCGCCACGCGCUCCGUGGCCUGUGUGCAGUUCGAUCGAGGCCAGGACGUCGAGGUGGACGGGGCGGCCUGUGUAGCUUUGGUACGGCCACAGGCCAGCAUCCCCUGCAUCACCGCCGACUGCGCCUACCGGUGGCGUGUCAGCACCUGGACACAGUGCUCUGUCUCCUGCGGAGAUGGCAUCCAGCACCGGCACGACGCCUGCCUUGGACCCGGGUCCCAGGCACCGGUGCCAGCCCACUUCUGCCAGCACUUGCCCAAGCCAGCCACGGUGCGGGGCUGCUGGGCUGGGCCCUGCGCUGGGCAGGGGACCCCCAGCCCGGCGCCCCCCAAGGAAGCCACUGCUGGCACUUCUCCGGAGCGGCCCCGGCCCCAGGCCCACCUCCUCUCCCCAGUUCCCCGGCUUCAGGGGCUUCUGCCUGGGCCCCAGGAAAGCCCGGCUGAGUCCAGCGUCUGUGGCCGGCAGCACCUUGAGCCGGCAGGAACCAUUGACAUGCGAGGCCCAGGGCAGGCUGACUGUGUAGUGGCCAUCGGGCGGCCCCUGGGUGAGGUGGUGACCGUUCAAGUCCUCGAGAGUUCCCUCAACUGCAGCACUGGGGACAUGUUGCUGCUUUGGGGCAGGCUCACGUGGAGGAAGAUGUGCGGGAAACUGUCGGACGUGACUUUCAGCUCCAAAGCCAACACGCUCCUGGUGAGGCAGCGCCGUGAGCGGCCGGAAGGCGGAGUUGUGCUGCGGUACCGGAGCCAGCCUGCCCCAGGAGCCUCCCACAGAGAGUGUGAUAUGCAGCUCUUUGGACCCUGGGGUAAAAUUGUGAGCCCCUCGAUGAGUCCACGUGGGAGGAACCUGGGGGGCUGCCGCAUCUUCAUCAAUGUGGCUCCACGGGCCCGCAUUGCCAUCCAUGCCCUGGCCACCAGCGUGGGCACGGGCACUGAUGCCAGCCACAUCUUGAUCCGGGACAACCACAGCCUGAAGACGAUGACAUUCCGUGGGCAGCAGGCACUCUACUGGGAGUCCGAGGGAAGCCAGGCUGAGAUGGAGUUUAGCCAGGGCUUCAUGGAGGCGGGCGCUAGCCUGUGGGGCCUGUACUGGACCCUCGGAUCUCGAGUGCAGGAACCUGGCUGGGCCGUACCCUAGCUUCCUCUCCAAGCACAAACCUCCAGUGCCCUGCGUGCACAGUAGGAUGCCUCCUCCAGGUUCUGGAAAGGAAAGAAACGAACUUGACAUUUAUGAGCACCCGUUAGGUGCCUGGCAAGCCCCAGAGGGUUGACUCCGGUCUCUGAGUGCUUUCCAAUUUGAAUUCCGUCCAAUCUUGAGUAUCUCCUUUAGGGCCUCCUCCAACAUGCAAAAGGCUAGGCGGCGGGAGGCAAGGUCGGGACUCUGUCUGGAAAGGCAGUCACCAGUCCCUCUGUACCAAUAAACGGAAUGUGCAGUC